Messenger RNA from Neurospora tetrasperma FGSC 2508, 1828 nucleotides. RefSeq lists its product as uncharacterized. Lineage: Eukaryota; Fungi; Ascomycota; Sordariomycetes; Sordariales; Sordariaceae. The transcript has a single exon. The record is from RefSeq and is a predicted model, not a curated record. Bases 1 to 1500 code for a protein of 499 amino acids.
AUGGAAGCGCCGUCUUCCUUUUCAACCCCCAAGCGUAAACGUCCAUUACCUUUCGAGCCAACAAUCCCCAAUCUCAACCAGACCAGGGCCUUGACUGGCUUGACAGGGGAAUUCACCUUUGAGCUUGGCUUGUCCACAGAUACCGAGGACGGCAGUAAGAGUCCACAGACCACUGUGGCACACAGGCUACAGCAGCUCUUCCUCAAUGGCGGGGCCCUCGGCGGUACCUCUACCGGUGGGGUCUUUGGUGGAGGCAUUGCGACCGCACGAACAUCGACAUUGCAACCGUCUCGGUCGCAACCACAACAGCAGUACUUUGGCUACCCAUUUCCACGAAUUUCACGGUCGCAAGACAUGCAGGAAGUUGAGGAAGAUCGUGAGCGACCAGGCGGGCCCCGAAAGCGAGCCAAGCUCCACGAUCGAGACAUUGACAUGACGGGCAUUGCCGAAACCCCAAUGCGGCCUCCCGCUUCGACGAACAAUGGCGGGACAUUUGAAGCUGCCGGAACGGACUCGACUUCUUCCAUGCCACCGCCAUCAACUCCAGUCAAUCAACAAGCAGGCGCUGUCAUCACUCCAAGUGGCCCAUUUCCAAAGCGACGACUGGCGCCCAAGGGCGUUCGGUUCAACAUGGACCCCGCUGAAAAUCAACAGGCUGAAUUGGGAGACAACACGAUGGGUACAAGCGGCACAAUCAUCACCCAAACAACAAAGAACAAUGACAUCCAGAUACCAUCUUCCUCUCCCCUCUCAUCGAUUACCAAAGUGGUCGCCAUCCCCAGUUCUACACCAACCCAGAGACCCUUAGCGCCGAAGCCGGCCAACAUCAGCAUGGCUCCGCCGUCAUCAUCGUCAGCAGCGGCCGCAACAAAGAAGCCCCGGAAAUCAAAAUCACCACCCCUCCAACCUCAACCGGCCACAUCGACCUCGACAUCGUCCCCCCGCUCACCCACCGUAAUUGAUCCGAUCCGCGCCAGCCUCACCUGGCAAGAUUCCGAAAUCACCGUCUACGACCCGGACGACAGCGACGACGACGGUACCGGUAUCAACGGCAUCGGCUUCAAGCCCACUCCAGAGAUGGAACACGCGCGCAGGAUGAAGCGCAAGAAGCAGCUGGCUGAGUAUCGAAAACGCGAGAUGGGCGAGGCUCGCGCCAGGAGGAAAGAGCGAAGAGCGGGUGCUGACGGAUUGGGGGGAAGCGGUAAUGAAGGUGGUGGAGGCAGUAAUGGCGGACCCAAAAGCAAGGAUGCUAUGGCGACUGCUAAGGGCAAGCUGAAGGCUGAGAAGAGAAGGGUUAGAUUUUUGGAGACGGUGACGAAGACGGUCGUUGAGAUGCCACCGCCGACACCGGUCACGAUGAUGGAGGGUGUGAUGCAGAGUGAGACGGCAGCUGCGGCGGAGGGUCAGGGACCUAGUGGAGGGGAUGCUAGCGGGGGUGGUGAUACAAGCGUCUCUGGUAUGGCUGGCGCUGGCGCUGACCUUGCCAGGGUUGAGGCUUGACGGACGGGCCUUUUUCCUUGCUUGUGGCUCUUAAUUUGUCCGGCAAGCAAGUUAUGCAUGAUCAACUCAAUGGCUUACCUUUUUCAUUGGCAUGUUUGGCGUUUGGGUGUUGGAGGGACUGAAUCGGAUACGAUAAGACGCGAGCAACUGUGACGUGCUGGCGGAAGGGACCAUGGGAAAUUUCACUUGCGCAUGAAAUACGACGGGUUUGAAUGUAGGAUAUCGCAAGAGAAGGACAGACUCGCACAUGAGUCUUUACUAUGCUUUUUUUUUCCGCAGAGCUGGGGCGCCUCGAGGUUAGGUACUCCAGAGGCAUGCACUUUCUUUG